GGAGAGGUCUUUUGGAUCCACGCGGACGCAAUCGAACGGAUUGUAUAUUGGAGAGAUCUGCAACCAGGCAACGUUUGGAUGACAGAAUGGCCGUUCUGUCGUUCCCUCCUUUGCUGAAUUCGACAAAUGUCACACAAACUCCUCUCCUAAGUCACAUGCGUGCAGCCAUUGCUGCAAUCCCGGCUCUCCCCACUUUCGUUGGCGAUCCCUCAAUGUCUUCGUUUGCGCAAUCCGCUCUGCUUCCUUCGCGUCCUCCAUUUUCUUCGCCCAUGGGCUCUCUCGCAGCGAUGUUGCCGACGCCUUGGUCCGGAAGUCAGAGCAUGUGCGGUGUUCAACAAAGUCGUUCAGACGCCGCGCAUCCAUUUGGUUUGCCGCGGGCGUUCCCGUGUUCGGGCCAUGACAACUCCRGCGCGRUUCCCGUUGCRGGUGUCUUUGCGUCGGAUCCUGUUUGUCGAACARAAGAGAYACGUUCASCGAUYGAAKCARUGCAACCGACAUCAUGCACUCCAGUUUCCAGCAACCGUGCACGCGAUGUUCUUUCCCCGGCUGAUGAUAGCGAGGCUGGGAUGAGUUUCUCGCCUCGAUCGCCCCGUACGAGGUCCAGUACACCUCGUGAAGGCAAGCCUCACUGGGUGCGAUGUAGACUUGAUCAAAAAAGUCGCCUGGGUGAGAUUGCGAAGGCGGUGGGGAAGAAGUUGUCGACUCGCACUCGAGGCUCCAAAGAUAAGAAGAAAAAUCAUUGUUCGUACGAGGACGUGUUCGAUCAGCUCAUGAAGUGGAGUUCCGUUCACAUUGAUGAGCUGAUGUCAAAGUAUGGGCCCGGUGAACAAUCGUCUGGCCAUGGGGGUUCAUGCGGACAAGGAUCCGACGCAACGGCGACACCAAAGUCGCGAGGUGGCAGACCUCGCAGGGACGCAUUGAAAUGGCGCGACGACAAGUCGGGAUAUUUGGAUAAUGGUCCGAUGUUUGAACGAUGGAGCGUGAGGGACCAAAUGGCCAUGUGGGAUGCUAAAGCAAGACCUGAUGUCGUUUUCAUUGAGCCGGUCAAACUUCUUCAGAUUCUCGGGAUGUUCGAGCAAACGUGUCCUCGACACGAGAAAGACGUUGAGGUGACGAUUAAGAAGAUCCAUUAUCUAUGUCACAUUUGCAAGUUGCAAUUCGAGUGCGGGAAAGGGUGCACAUGGCACUGGAGUUCCGCGAAGGUUGUUUCACCGGGCGGGGUGAGAAAUUCGAGGGUUGAGACUCAAUUGUUCCACUCCACUUUGACUGCGGGAAUGACUUACACUCAAUUGAAUAACCUCCUGCGGUGCUUAGGGAUGAGAAAGGUCAGAAAAGAAACUUUCUAUAAUUUUUUUCGUGAUGACGGCCCAGGUUUCCGACAAUGGUUGCGACACGUCGAACGGGUUACUAAAAAGAGCUUCGACAAGGUAAUCGCGCGAUUGUGUAGGUCGAACGAUCCAGUCGUCGUUUUGGUUGAUGGGCGUUACGAUUCGUCUCGUGAUGCUCAGCAUUGUACGGUGACGGCGGUGGAUUUGAAGUCAGGAAUGAUCGUGGGGACGGAGACCAUGCUCCGGGGGAAUGAGUCGUCAUGGAAGCUGGAGACGCAGUGUGUUGAGAAACUGCUAUAUCGGUUGAAGGACGAGAAAAACCUCAUAAUCGUAGAGGUUGUGCAUGAUGAUUGUGGCGCGGUUGACGUCAUAUUGCGGCGAAUGAACAUUGACUCACAAAAGUGUAUGUGGCAUAAGGCGAAGACUUUGGUGAAACGCUUGCGAGAGGCUGUGCGCGGCACGAAGACUGUCAAACCAGCUGCAGUCGGGGCUUGCGAGCAUGUGCGAGAGGUGAAGUGUUUCACAAAGAAGGAACUCGAACUUUGGCUCGAAUCGAAAUGUGUACACGAGGCCGGGGUAUCCACGAGAAAAAAGAAUGAACUCGUUGAGACUGUUUGGGGCGUGCUCUUCCCUGACGAAGCAGGGAAAGCAUUGCCAGAUGAUGUCGUCGAGAUCGACGCGUUGCAAACACUGCAUUCCAAUGCGGCGGAGGAGGCGAAGGAGUGGUUGUACGGCGCUUGCAGGCUACGCGAGCUCGCAAAGGAUGACGAUGGUGAUGUGUUGGCCACGCAUGUGCAACACCUUGCCGAUCAUUGGGCCGGGGAUCACUCCUGUUGCGAUAAGGAGUUGUCCAACCUGUGCAAAGCGGCUGGGGGUCCGGACAGGGAUCCAUUGUACGAGGCGGGGGGGCGUGUUCAUUUUGCCGUCGCGCGCUGUCUUCAACAGUUCGCUUCGAAUACGAAGAUGGCGUACUACACACGUGCGAGGAUGACCUUCAACAACGAGUGCUUCCACUCCGUGAUCAACAACUACGCAACGAAACGCUUGAACUUCCCCAAGUCGUAUGAGGCGCGCGUGUUUUUUGGCAGCCCUCGGGUCGGAGAUUGGGCACAUAACAUGUUGCAGCAAUCGGACGUCGACGGCCCAGUUAUUGAGCAUUAUGAUGAGGAAGCCAAUUAUGGACUCCCUGAUGCCGUUGAGAGUGCGGUGGAGGGUGUUGUGGCCGAAGGUGACGAUGUUUACGUUGAGGCGGGAAGCGAAAGUGCUUUAGAUGAUGAAAAGUCAUCUUCCGACUCUGACACCGAUGGUGCCGCUCACCGCCUCGACUUUGACGGCGUCGUUCUUUCGCACGAGGUGUCCGUUGCGCAGGAGUGAUAGUGUCACGUACUACAUCAAUGCCCAUUGUCGUCGUCAUAAUCAUUAGAAUGUUAUGUCCUCGAUUUGAACUGGUUGUGAGAACAG
Chara braunii is the source of this 2789-nucleotide messenger RNA. NCBI's taxonomy places the organism in Eukaryota, Viridiplantae, Streptophyta, Charophyceae, Charales, Characeae. The record is from the annotation of a GenBank genome assembly.